AUGUUGAGGGCUAGUCGAACACGUGCAGGCUCCGCCGUCCGAUCUUUCGCCACGGUGAACCGGGCCAGAGGGCAAGCACCGCUGAGUCGAUUCGAGCCUGACCACAGCGUUGACUACGUUGGGUUUUUGGACAAACUUCCCCGCCUACGCGAAAUUCUUGACCGGCCUCUCACGUAUGCUGAGAAGGUUCUCCUUGCACACCUUGAUGAGGGCCAUGAGGGCAAAGUAAUCCGGGGCUCAACCCAGCUGAAACUGAGGCCCCGGCGAAUUGCUUGCCAAGACGCCACAGCGCAAAUGGCAAUCAUUCAAUUCAUGACUGCCGGCCUAGACAAGACAGCAGUACCCACCACAGUGCACUGCGACCAUCUGAUCGUAGGCCGAGAUGGCAGCCAGAAGGACCUUGCUGGUGCACUUGCUAGUCAUGGUGAGGUCUACGAGUUCAUGUCAAGUGCCUGCCAGCGCUACAAUAUGGGAUUCUGGAAGCCAAAUGCGGGCAUUAUCCAUCAGAUUGUGCUGGAGAACUAUGCAUACCCUGGUGGCAUGUUAAUUGGCACUGACUCUCAUACGCCAAAUGCCGGAGGCAUGGGCAUGAUUGCGGUCGGUGUCGGCGGUGCAGACGCAGUCGAUGUUAUGUCUGGGCUUCCCCUGGAGAUCACAGCCCCCAACGUGGUCGGCGUGAAACUGAUGGGACAGUUGAGUGGUUGGGCUAGUCCAAAAGAUGUUAUAAACAAAGUAGCAGGGAUUCUGGGGGUUAAAGGUGGUACUGGCAACAUCAUCGAGUACUUUGGCCCAGGUGCGGCUACGAUAUCAGCCUCAGGGAUGGCUUCCAUCACGAAUAUGGGCGCCGAGACCGGAGCAACAACGUCACUAUUCCCCUAUUCCGACGCUAUGUCUGCCUAUUUGCGGGCGACUCGCCGGCCAGAGCUGGCUGAAGCUGUGCAGGUAGCUAAGCACGAGCUGCGAGCAGACGAAGGCGCAGAGUACGACCGCAUCAUCGAGAUUGACUUGUCCACGCUGGAGCCUCGCAUCAAUGGACCCUUUACACCAGAUUUAUCGACGCCAAUCUCCAAGUUUGGCCAAGCUGCGCGGGAGAAUCAGUGGCCAGAGAAGCUCACAGCAGGACUUAUCGGGUCUUGCACAAAUUCCUCAUUCGAGGACCUGUCUCGUGCCGCUAGCUUGGCCCAGCAAGCUCUCGACGCGGGAUUGAAGCCCAAAAUGCCGUUGCUCCUUUCCCCCGGAAGUGAGCAAACUAAUCAGACGCUGAAACGCGAAGGCGUCAUCGAUGUCUUUGAGCGCCUGGGAAGCAAGGUCUUAUCUAACGCUUGUGGCCCAUGCUGCGGGUCUUGGGAUAGAACCGAGAUGAAAAAGGGCACUCCAAAUUCCAUCCUAGCAUCAUACAACAGAAACUUUACGGGACGUCUGGACGGAAACCCUGCUACCCAUGCAUUCCUUUCUUCCCCCGAGAUGGUCAUGGCCAAGGUCUUCUCUGACGACCUCGGCUUCGAUCCGGUCAGGGAUAGCCUCGUAACGGAAUCAGGUGACGAAUUCCGUUUUCAACCUCCUAGGGGCGACGCACUACCGGCAGAUGCGUAUGAGAAUGCGGACCACGUCUACGAGGCGCCUUCGACCGAUGCCCAAUUCCGACAGACCGUGACUGUCCAGAUAUCACCAGACUCUCAGCGCCUGCAGAGGCUAGCGCCGUUCCGCCCCUGGUCUGGAAAAGACUUCCAUGAGUGUCCCAUCCUGAUCAAGACGGCGGGCAAAUGCACAACGGAUCACAUCACCACGGCUGGCCCGUGGAUGCGUUUCCGUGGCCACCUCGAGAACAUCUCCAACAACACUCUUAUUGGAGCCGUCAACGCAGAUAACAAUCAGGUCAACAAGGUUGUCAACCAAAUUACGGGAGAGCAGGGGGGUGUUCCUGACACAGCGCGAGACUAUCAGCAGCGAGGACUUCCCUGGGUUGUAGUGGCUGAUCACAAUUACGGCGAGGGCUCCUCGCGUGAGCACGCGGCUCUACAACCGCGAUACCUCGGUGGUGUCGCCAUCAUCGCCAGGUCAUUUGCCCGCAUCCACGAGGCCAACCUCAAGAAGCAGGGCAUGCUGGCGCUGACUUUUGCCGAUGACACUGCAUACGACAGAAUCAAGGCUUCUGAUCGUGUCAGCAUUGUUGGAUUGGCAGACUUGGAACCUGGGCAGACCGUGAGGUUGAAAAUAACCUCAAAGGAUGGCAAGAGCUGGGAUACGGAGGCGAACCAUACGUUUACUCGCGAACAAGUCGAGUAUUUCAGGGCCGGAAGUGCGCUAAACGUCAUGGCUAGUCGGUUGUCGGACAGAUCCUCCCCGACGGCCUCUUCGUAG
Fusarium keratoplasticum is the source of this 2361-nucleotide messenger RNA. RefSeq names its product Aconitate hydratase, mitochondrial. The record is from RefSeq and is a predicted model, not a curated record. Gene Ontology annotation, cellular component: cytosol; mitochondrion. Gene Ontology annotation, molecular function: aconitate hydratase activity; 4 iron, 4 sulfur cluster binding. Bases 1 to 2361 code for a protein of 786 amino acids. The transcript has 4 exons. NCBI's taxonomy places the organism in Eukaryota, Fungi, Ascomycota, Sordariomycetes, Hypocreales, Nectriaceae. Gene Ontology annotation, biological process: tricarboxylic acid cycle.